Molecule: messenger RNA, 1236 nt
Organism: Gadus morhua (Atlantic cod)
Lineage: Eukaryota; Metazoa; Chordata; Actinopteri; Gadiformes; Gadidae
Gene: mrpl18
Product: mitochondrial ribosomal protein L18
Exons: 4
Coding region: 577-1185 (202 amino acids)
Biological process (GO): translation
Cellular component (GO): mitochondrion; ribosome
Molecular function (GO): structural constituent of ribosome; 5S rRNA binding
Source: RefSeq, a predicted model, not a curated record
AUGUUGAGCGAGUGUCAAAGAUGGCGCUCCCCAAACAGGGGUCUGCCCAAAAUGUAAUGGAAGAGAAACAGUGGAGCAUGUUUUACUACAAUGCGAAGCGUACAAUUUGGAGAGAAGGGAGCUGUUGAAAAAUGUGAAAGCUUUGGGUCAAACAAGCUUGACCUUAGAGGGUUUACUCUCCUUUUCCUCACUGAGACCACCAGCAUGGAAACAUGUAUUGAGUUAUCUAAAAGCAAUAGGUUUAUUUGACAGAUUAUAAUUUAAUCUGUUGUCUAUCUAUAUGAUUUUGUUUAUUUACUUUUGUUCUUUUGCAUAGUUUAUAACGUAUAACCUCCAUCAAAGCUCUAAAACAAACAGUAGGUGGCGGUAAUGCACCAGAUUGGUUUGCCAACCGCCAAAUAAACUCAAAAGAAGAAGAAGAAGAAGAAGAUGGCGUUCCCCAUGUAGACAGUAAUGUCUUCAUUAUGUAGUGCAUUGACUUGUGAAUCGUAGACUGCCUCAUUGGAACUCAAUUUAAUAUUUAUUUCUGGAUUUUUUUAUAACUAUAAGUAAGGGUAGAGGACCUUGGCAGAGAUCAUGGCGGUUCUUGGCGACAUAAGUCGAAGUGUUCGACUGCUGUUAGGUCAAAUGCAUCGCUGCAGGACGACUACUGCUGGGAGCAAAUCUCUACUGUUGGCUCGGGGAUUCGGCCAGGCAGCCCCGCAGUCCAAGCCGGUGGUCGAUGACAACGAGGCGGUCAAUCCGACGUUUGUCAACAGGAACCCACGCAACCUCGAGCAGAUGGCCCUGGCAAUGAAAGACAGGGGAUGGGGUACGACCUGGCCCCAUAGAGAGUUCUACCACAGGUUAGUGUUCACCCGCUCCCAGCACCAUGUGACGGCUGAGGUGUUGGCCUGCGACUCCCCCACCCCGGUGCUCUCCUGCUCCACCAAGGAGUGGGCGGUGAAGCGGGAGCUGGCCUCCACCCGCUGCGUCGCGGCCUGCCAGGCCGUGGGCGAGGUCCUGGCCGAGAGGUGCCACCGGGCGGGCAUCAAGCGCAUGGUGUACCGGGCCAUCCCCUGGCAGUUCCGCUCAGACGCUAUCCAGUCCUUUAGGACGGCGCUGAAGGACGGAGGACUGGUCCUCAGUGAGCCCAGGAGGCAGUACAUCGCACCUCGAGUCAAGGCCCCGUCAGGCCCCAUGUGAAUAUUGAAUAUUGUUAUUGCAAAUCUGAAUUAAAAGAAUGGUUAACUUGUU